AUGAGAGAAUUACUCUCCAUAAUAGAAAAAACAAUAAAUCAUAAUAAUGAUAUAGCAGAGUUUAAUAGUAUAUAUCCAAAUAAUAAUACCAAACCAGGGUUCACCGGUGAUAGUGGUCAAAAUGGGAAUGAAGUAGAGUUAGCAUCAUUGACAACUAUAUUUAUUGUAAUGGGUUCAAUUUAUGGGGUUUUAUUAUUUGCUCCAAUCAUACAAUUCCUUCGUAUUUAUUUCAUAGGUUUCCCUUUAAGAAGAGUAACAACUCAAAAAACAUUUUUAACCUUAUUAUUUUUAACAUGUACAUUUAGAACAGUUUUCUUUUUUUCAGUUGCAUUUUCAAGUUCUAAAGCUGGCACUUUUAAUCUAGGUAAAUUUAGUCUUGAAAGAUUUACAAUUUUAGAUGAUCUUGGAUGUAUAUCAUUUUUUACAACAUUUUGUUUAUUAAUUUUAUUUUGGAUUGAAAUUGUUUAUCAUUCAAGAAAUAAAACAAAGUUAUAUAAAGCUAGAGUUAAACCAUUAUUUUUCUUAUCAAUUGGCGUUAUUUAUAUUUUACAAAUUAUAAUAUGGAUAUGUAUUUUUGCAAUCUCAAGAGAUCAUAGAGAUCAAAUCGAUAAAGCAGACAAUACAUUUUAUGCAACUAUUUCAUUAUGUGCAAGUUUAGCAUUCUUUUAUUAUGGUUGUAAAUUAUCAUUAAAACUUAAAAGACAUCCACUUCAUUCAAGAAAUCAAAGAAAGAAAUUCAUUGAGGUUGUUAUAUUUACAUUAUUAUGCACUUUCUGUUUUUUAGGAAGAUCAUUAUUAUUUUUAAUCGUUUCAUACUAUCCAAAACUACAUGUAAACUUUUUAAGUGUUUCAAUUUAUUAUGCAGUUAGUGAAGUAGUCCCAUCAAUAUUUGUUAUUAUAUUAUUUAGAAAAAUGCCACCAAAACCGGCAACAACUCAAGCAUACUCUCCACACAGUAUAAACUCAAUAAACAAACCAAUUAGAUACAAAUCUCAAGAUUUAGAAAGAGCCAACUAUGAUAAAGAAUUUAGUGACAGUGAAAAAGCCUCGCUAAUCAAUUAA
Dictyostelium purpureum is the source of this 1062-nucleotide messenger RNA. RefSeq lists its product as uncharacterized. Bases 1 to 1062 code for a protein of 353 amino acids. NCBI's taxonomy places the organism in Eukaryota, Evosea, Eumycetozoa, Dictyosteliales, Dictyosteliaceae. The transcript has 4 exons. The record is from RefSeq and is a predicted model, not a curated record.